AUGGAGGAGGUCGAGGCUAAGACUCCGCCUCCGUUGCCGCCACGACAGCCUUCCCCCGCAGCUGCCGUAUCGUCUACCAGCCUCGCUCCGCCGCGACCGUCAAUCUGGGACAGGGCUCGCUCGUCGACUAUUGGAGCGCUCGAUGCGGCGAGGACAGGAUUAUUCACGAGCAAGGCUGCAGAGAAGGCUCGAAACGAUUCUCUCGGUCCCCUAUCCCUUCCCGACGAAUGCGCACGAGCAGCCCGGAUAGUCCGCACCUUCACCCUCGACGCUGCCGACUUGCCGACCGAGAUCUCGCUCGACGAGCGACGAAAGAGCCAGGUCAUCCUGCGCAAGGUUCCGACAGAAGUCGUUGCAGCGGCUCAGGGUCUUGUCGUUUUGACGGUGUUGAAGAAGUCGGGAACGGAGGGAGAGGCCGCUGGAAACGGUGUCAUGCUGGCGAGGUCGCAAGACGGGCGCUGGUCGCCUCCUUGCGCGGUCGUGCUGGAGAAGUUGCUGCUCGGCGAGGAGUUGGACAAAGACGUCUACGAUGUGAUGCUCGUUCUCCGAAGCAACACGACCGUCCAGUCCCUCUUUGACCUACCCGUUUUCUUGGGCGGCGACUUGAGCGUCUCUAGCGGCCCCGUCGGCAACGGCAUGAUGCUCGAGGAAAAGAUGCAGGCGGCGGCUAUCUGGGUAUACGCGAAGAACAAGGCGCUGUAUCAGCCUCUUCAGCUCGAAGGCGCCGUUCUCGAGCAAAGAUCGGAGGACAACUCGUCGGCCUACGGCCGGCUCGUUUCGCCGCGCGAGGUCCUCGAGGGUUCGGUCGAGGCGCCAGGCUGGUCCGAAGGCUUGCAUCACACUGUCGCAGCAGCAGAAGGCCUCGACUUCCAGAACGACCUCAUCCCGCUUGGCCCCUCCUCGAGCGAAACCUUCCUCUCGCCCGACCCAGCCGCCGCCUCUCCCGCUACUUCUCCCACUCUCGCUUCAUCCGCUCCUUCGCCACCUCACGUCUCCCCUCCCCCGCUCGUCACCCGCUCGACAGCUUCAUCCGGCACCUCGUUCCUCUCCUAUUUCUCCCGUCCACGCGCCGGCUCAUCCUCCCAACCCAACCAGACCUCUCCCUCCGCCACGUCGCCCUCGUCUCGCCGUCGACUGCCGAAAGAAGAGCUCGAUGACGAAGACCUCGCUGCGCGGCGAGAGAUGGAAGAGGCGAUGCGGUCUUUCGGCAUCGAAGAUCCGUCUAUCAACCUCAAGUCUCGCGCGGAGGAUCCGCUUCUAGUUGUUGAUGAACGGUAUGGCGAAGGUGAUCCGGAAGAAGCGGAGUCGACUGCCCAGACGGGCGGGACGGGCUCAGCGACGCCAGAGUUGACGGCCAGCCCAGGCAGUCGCCCGAGCUUAUCGCUUCUCUCGAUUCAAGCAACAAGCGCCGUCUUGAGCGACGAAGUCGAGCACCCGCCCGACUCGCCCAGCGCGAAAUUCGCGUCACCGGCUCUCAAGCAAGUCGAGGAGGCGAGCGUGAGCAGGCGGGGCUCGACGAAGGGUAGUCCGAGGGUUGGGCAGGGGGAGAAGCCGCCUGUGCCGCCGCGGAGGACGCCGAGGAUUGGGACGACGGGGAGCCCGAGGCCGGGUAGUCCUGCUGUGCAGCAGGGAAGCGAGGAGACGAAGACGGCGGAAGAAGGGCAUGAAGAUGGAGAGGCCGCACAAGGUGAGGCGGAAGGUUCGCCAGCUGACGAGGAACAGGCGAAGGAGGGUGAGGGUGACGGAGAGUCCGAGUCGAAGGGCGACGAGGAGAAGAAGGACUGA
Molecule: messenger RNA, 1785 nt
Organism: Rhodotorula toruloides NP11
Lineage: Eukaryota; Fungi; Basidiomycota; Microbotryomycetes; Sporidiobolales; Sporidiobolaceae
Product: Ysc84 actin-binding domain protein
Exons: 7
Coding region: 1-1785 (594 amino acids)
Molecular function (GO): phosphatidylinositol binding
Source: RefSeq, a predicted model, not a curated record